Molecule: messenger RNA, 2311 nt
Organism: Peromyscus leucopus (white-footed mouse)
Lineage: Eukaryota; Metazoa; Chordata; Mammalia; Rodentia; Cricetidae
Gene: Znf32
Product: zinc finger protein 32
Exons: 3
Coding region: 1268-2128 (286 amino acids)
Biological process (GO): regulation of transcription by RNA polymerase II
Cellular component (GO): nucleus
Molecular function (GO): DNA-binding transcription factor activity, RNA polymerase II-specific; RNA polymerase II cis-regulatory region sequence-specific DNA binding
Source: RefSeq, a predicted model, not a curated record
AGAAUGCACCAUUUUAGGCCUUGAAUGUGUAGGGUGUGUCUCAAAUGUAAGAGAUCGCUAACUUUCUGGUCAUCAGUUCUUCCAAAAGCUAAUGAGAUGGUGUUAACUUGCUUAGUAAGUGAGGAAAACUAGAGUCGGGGCUCUUAAGUUGCUUUCCUCCAGAUCAUACACCUAGCGAACCACGGCAAGAAUCCAAGUCUGGCAGAGCCUAAUUCUGAGCUGUGAUGGCAUUUCUAAUAGGAAAAGAGCAGUGUUUUGUGUGAUGAAACCACGUUCUUCCAAGUGUCUUCGAGAAUUUGAUUGCUCUGACUUGAGAUAACAGUUCUCCCUUAACAAUUUCCUGUUGGCAGUUUCCUGUUAUUAAUCAUGGAGAGUCUGGAGACACAUUUGAGGGGAUAUUUGUUGGGUACCUCUUAGCAGGUGGAGAGGUUGAAGUAUACGUUCUGUUCACUUAUUUUGACUUAACCAUGUUUUCUAGACAUUCCAGUGACAAAAGUCCAACCCCAAGGAGGUGGCACCAAGUGCUUUUCUUUGUGAAUGUGCAGGGGGUUUUGUUGGUUUUAUUUUUAAUCAAUAGUAUCUUGUAUUUCUAAAUGAAUGCCUUUGCACCAUUUCAGGGGAGCCCUUUGUACUUUGUGUUCCGAGCUGGAAGUGAAUCCUCUUGUCAUCACAGUAAUAUGACUGAAUGGGUAGAAGGGUCAGCUACUUGGUUAAUAGAACAGAGAAUUAUGGCAUCAGAUUGCUAAUUCUUUAAGCCAGGAGUCCAGCAUUUUGAUUGGACGUACUGAAACAAAGAUUAUACUGUGUACCGCUACAUAAAUAUAAAGUGUACAAAUCCAGGAAUUUGAUCCUUAAAUAAACAUUCCAAAGGGAGAAAGUGAUGGUUUGGACCUAGGGCCUGCUAAGAAUUGCCAGAAGGUAACAACAAAUCUUUUGUUAGGUCCUUGUGGCUUCAGGGGAACUGGAAAGGAGAAGUGGAGCUCUUCCCUCAUACCAGUCAGGAAGGCUGAAAUGUUGACUUCUUAGGCUUGAGGAGUAAAAUCAGCAACAGUUGCCUGGGAAGUGGAGGACCCCAAUGUCAUGUCAAGACCAAAGUACAACAGAAGUGACCCUUAGUUGGGGACUAACAGGAUGAAGUCCGUGCCUCUGUGUCGCUGCUUUCCACUGCCUCUUUGCUCCUGGAUUAACUUUUGUGUGGUACUCAAGACCAGCCCAUGGAAGAAUCAUAUGAGGAAGUGGUGAUUAAAGUCACAGAGCAGGAGUGGACAUGUUUGGGUUUCCAACAGCUACCCUGCUGGACUGUCAUGGAAGAUAUGCCCAGAAUGUAGCAUUUUUCACAUAUUGGUGCAUCUUACAUGACUUCCCUCUCGUUUUACCAGAUGUGAUGACAGAAGCCCACAAAUAUGAUCAUUCAGAGGCCACAGGAUCGUCAAGCUGGGAUUUCCAGAGUUCUUUCAGAAGAGAGAAGCUGGAACAAAAGUCCCCAGAUUCUAAGACACUACAGGAAGACUCCCCUGGAGUGAGACAAAAGGUCUAUGAUUGCCAGGAAUGUGGGAAGUCUUUCCGGCAAAAAGGUAGUCUAACAUUACAUGAGAGAAUCCACACUGGUCAGAAGCCUUUUGAGUGCACCCAGUGUGGAAAGAGCUUCAGGGCCAAAGGCAAUCUAGUUACACAUCAGCGAAUUCACACAGGAGAGAAGCCCUAUCAGUGCAAAGAGUGUGGGAAAAGCUUUAGUCAGCGAGGCAGUCUAGCUGUCCAUGAGAGACUCCACACUGGACAGAAACCCUAUGAAUGUGCCAUUUGCCAGAGAAGCUUCAGGAAUCAAAGUAACCUUGCUGUUCACCGAAGAGUUCACAGUGGUGAGAAGCCCUAUAGAUGUGACCAGUGUGGAAAAGCUUUCAGUCAGAAGGGGAGCUUAAUUGUCCACAUCAGAGUUCACACAGGUCUGAAGCCGUAUGCGUGUUCCCACUGCAGGAAGAGUUUCCACACCAGGGGGAAUUGUAUUCUGCAUGGAAAAAUCCACACAGGAGAAACACCCUAUCUCUGUGGCCAGUGUGGGAAAAGUUUCACUCAGAGAGGGAGCCUGGCUGUGCACCAGCGAAGCUGCUCACAAAGGCUUACCCUGUAACCACCCUCUUCAAAGGAAGUUCUUAGGAAUUAAGAAUACACCCUCUGUAAUCAAGAAAGUUAUCUAAUUCUAUAGGGUAAGUGGAAAUUCUUCCAGAAGGACCAGUAUUUGAUAGGACAAACUGACUUUUUCCCUUUCCCCCAAAUGAAUAUGAAAAAUAAAUGUCUUGUUUUAUCAUUAUCA